Messenger RNA from Phodopus roborovskii (desert hamster), 523 nucleotides. RefSeq names its product C-X-C motif chemokine ligand 11 (gene Cxcl11). NCBI's taxonomy places the organism in Eukaryota, Metazoa, Chordata, Mammalia, Rodentia, Cricetidae. The coding region runs from base 209 to 511 and encodes 100 amino acids. The record is from RefSeq and is a predicted model, not a curated record. Gene Ontology annotation, cellular component: extracellular region. Gene Ontology annotation, molecular function: chemokine activity; CXCR chemokine receptor binding. The transcript is spliced from 4 exons. Gene Ontology annotation, biological process: chemokine-mediated signaling pathway; cellular response to lipopolysaccharide; antimicrobial humoral immune response mediated by antimicrobial peptide.
GUCUUCACUACAGGAAAUGGCAGAGGCACUGGCGUGAGGACAAAAAGGAAACUCUAGGAAGCAAGAAAACUACAUGAGUCAAGAAGGGAAAUUCCUGUUUCUGCACAAGGAUGCUGGUCUAUAAAAUGCUCCUGGUACACUCUUGAGGUCCAGCCUUCUCACUGCUCUCUGCACAGAGUAUCAAAGCCAAGCAGCAGCUGCCGCCGUGAUGGACAUGAAGGGCAUGAUGGCCAUAGCCUUGGCUGUUAUCAUCGGUGCUACAACUGUUCAAGGCUUCAGUAUGUUCAAAGGGGGGCGCUGUCUUUGCAUAGAGCCCUUAGCAAAAGCAGUCAAGAUAGCAGACAUUGAGACAGCCACCGUACUUUACCCAAGUAACCGCUGCAACAAAGUUGAAGUGAUUGUUACCCUGAAAUCACAAAAAAGACAAAGAUGCCUGGACCCCAAAUCAAAGCAAGCCCGCCUCAUACAGGCAAUGAAUGAAAAGAAAUCUUUAAGGCGGCGAAACAUGUGAAGUCCUGGGUGG